This is a messenger RNA of Anarrhichthys ocellatus (wolf-eel), 1956 nucleotides long. RefSeq names its product ras-related protein rab7. Gene Ontology annotation, cellular component: phagocytic vesicle; late endosome; lysosome. Bases 387 to 1010 code for a protein of 207 amino acids. Gene Ontology annotation, molecular function: GTP binding; GTPase activity. The transcript is spliced from 6 exons. NCBI's taxonomy places the organism in Eukaryota, Metazoa, Chordata, Actinopteri, Perciformes, Anarhichadidae. The record is from RefSeq and is a predicted model, not a curated record. Gene Ontology annotation, biological process: endosome to lysosome transport; phagosome-lysosome fusion.
AGAGCUUGUUUUGGAGGACGUGAACAGAUCUCGGCUAGCGGAUUAGCACGUUAGCUUGACAGGAAAACGCAAGCGUCAACGCUAACAGGGCGAAAACGGACCAUUGUACCAACGAAGAGACCACAUCGCCUCUGUUUAGCACGAAGAGAGAGAGGUAUACGUCGGCAGUGGCAGUGUUGACUUUGACAAACAGAGUUAGCUGCGAAGCUAACUAUCGGAGAUAAUUUAGCUGUCGACGCUUUAAACGUGUUGUUUUCGGACGGCAGACGUUUAUCGGAGCUGUUAGCUAGCCUGCGCGUGAGCUAACGCUUCCAACCGAGGCAGAAGAAAAGUCCAGUUUUGAUUUUUGUUUUUUCACCGCAGGAUCUUUGCCCAGCUGUGGCACAAUGACAUCAAGGAAGAAAGUACUACUGAAAGUCAUCAUCCUCGGAGACUCUGGAGUUGGGAAGACCUCGUUGAUGAACCAGUAUGUGAAUAAGAAGUUCAGUAACCAGUACAAAGCCACAAUAGGUGCUGAUUUCCUGACGAAAGAAGUCAUGGUGGAUGACAGACUUGUCACAAUGCAGAUUUGGGACACAGCCGGUCAAGAGAGGUUCCAGUCCUUAGGCGUAGCGUUCUACCGCGGAGCAGACUGCUGCGUGCUGGUGUUCGACGUGACGGCACCCAACACCUUCAAGACUCUAGACAGCUGGAGGGACGAGUUCUUGAUCCAGGCCAGCCCUCGAGACCCGGAGAAUUUCCCCUUUGUGGUGCUGGGCAACAAGAUAGACCUGGAGAACAGACAGGUGACAACCAAGCGAGCACAGGCUUGGUGUCAAAGCAAGAACAACAUCCCAUAUUUCGAAACCAGCGCCAAGGAGGCAAUCAAUGUGGAGCAGGCCUUCCAGACUAUCGCACGCAACGCCCUAAAACAGGAGACCGAAGUGGAGUUGUACAACGAGUUCCCUGAGCCGAUAAAGCUGGACAGGAACGAGCGAGCCAAGCCGUCAGCGGAGACCUGCAGCUGCUGAGGGCUCUGGAGAUCUUCAGGGUGGGUGGGGGGGGCAGGCUGUCUCUGCCCCUCACUACCCUUUCUUGCCUUGUCUAUGUAUCCCUUAUCCCAUGGCCCACUGUGUUAAUCCCUAAAGCCCAACAUACAAGCAGCAUCCCACUCAUCGAGUAUACUACAAAACAAACAUGCUGCACUCACCUCCUUAUGUAUACAAAACACACAUUUUCUAUAAAAUAGGAGUCUCCUAGCCCAAAGAACACCUAAAGGAAACAUCACGGAGUCCACUUGUACGAUGAUUAUUACUUCCCGGUGUUUCCCCACGUACUUUUUCAUGGCGGUGGUGGUUUGGGCUGACCUUGUUUUUGGUUCCAUAUAUAGCGCUGCUUUUAUGCCCAGUUUUGGUUGUAACUCCUUUUUUUUUUUUUUUGGGUAAAAUCAAAACAUAUCUUCACGUUUGUGUUGAGAGGAAACACUCCUCCCCCCGCCCCCCCCCCAUUUUGUUUGUCAUUUGUGUUGUGGCUUAAAUUUGUUUGACCACGGUUUCACUUUACCUCAUAAAGUCUAAAAAAUAUAUAAGUCAGCUGAAGGAGCAGAAUGUGUGAAGGUGCAUGUGGGUCACAAUAAUAUGCUGCCUGCUGAUUCUUGUUAAUUGGCACAUAAUUGAAAAUCUAGUUCCAUGACAGGAGUUUUUUUUUUGCACUUUGCUGUCAUCCACAAUUACUUAAGACUCCAUUCUUAAGAAUCUCCCUUUGGAGCCACAAUAAAUGCAGAUGUAGCUCAGGUUGAGGACAUUGUGUGAGUUCAGACUCGGCUCCUUGACAUAAGUGCUGUCCCUGACACGCUAUUUGCUGCUCCUCUAUUGGGGAAAAAUAAGGUUCAUCUCGUAAUCAGUUAUUCUUGGUACAACAUCUGUCGUGGGAAUGAACCAAAUGAAGACAGCGUGUCAUUCUACCCGAUGGCCCCCG